AUGAAAUACGAUGAAAUUUUAGCUCGAAGCUUCACCCGACAUGACCAGAAAAGAUUUGGGUACUGUGCAUUUGUCGCUUGCCUUGUAGUCACAUUGUGUUUGUGCACCGUGUUCAAGCCUUACCUCGGUCCUCUACCAGCUGUUUAUGCCGAAGUAAGAAAAACAACACUAAUCUGCGAUACAUCGAAACCAAGAUCUGAUACCUGCGAGAUCAAAGGCGAUGUAAGGAUUCACGGGACCUCCUCAACCAUUUUCGUGCUUUCUUCAGAAAGCGGAAAUGCAUCAAGGACCAUAAAGCCUUACGCUCGUAAAGGAGACCAAGGUGCAAUGGAAGGUAUAACAAAGUUCACCAUAAAAUCGUUCCAAGAACAAGCUGAAAGCGUGCCCAACUGCACAAAAACUCAUAAUGUACCGGGCAUUGUUUUUUCUGUCGGUGGUUACAGCGGAAACAACUUUCAUGCAUUUACGGAUAUAAUCGUUCCACUCUAUGCAACUUCUCGAGAAUUCAAUGGAGAAGUCAAGUUCCUCGUAGCCAAUAAGCGUUCUCGAUGGACUAGCAAGUUCCAAGAAUUAUUACACAAACUAUCAAAGUAUGAAAUCAUUGAUAUUGAUCAAGAAAAAGAAGUGCAUUGCUUUACUAGCAUGAUUGUAGGCCUUAGAAAAGAUGAUAAAAAAGAGCUACAUAUUGAAUCAAUGAAGGAUUUCACAAUGUUCUUAAGAAGUUCCUACUCAUUGGAGAGACUAAAUGCGAUAAAUUUAACUAAUAGCUCAACUACAAAACCCCGGCUCCUAAUAGUUUCAAGACAAUAUACAAGAGCUCUUAUAAAUGUCAACGAUGUGAUUCGUGCAUCACAAAACUCCGGAUUUGAAGUGAUUGUGACCGAAAUGAAUGCAAAUCUAACACAUGUUUCACGGCUCGUAAACUCAUGUGAUGUGCUCAUGGGAGUUCAUGGGGCGGGGCUGACCAACAUGGUUUUUUUGCCCGAAAACAGUGUGGUGAUACAAGUGGUUCCAUGGGGGAAGAUGGAAUGGAUAGCAAAUACUUAUUUUGGAGAGCCAUCAAAAGCAAUGGGAUUGAAGUAUUUGGAAUAUAAGAUUAGUGAGGGGGAAAGCACUUUGAUAGAGCAAUAUCCACUUAAUCAUCAAGUCUUCAUGGAUCCAUAUUCAUUUCAAAGGAAAGGUUGGGAAGCUUAUAAAUCAAUCUAUUUGGAUAAACAAAAUGUAAUGCUUAAUGUGACUAAGUUUCAAGAGACAUUGCAACGAGCCCUUGAUAUUCUUCAUCAAUAGAAUUCUUAAU
Erigeron canadensis is the source of this 1297-nucleotide messenger RNA. Its product is annotated as alpha-1,3-arabinosyltransferase XAT3-like. NCBI's taxonomy places the organism in Eukaryota, Viridiplantae, Streptophyta, Magnoliopsida, Asterales, Asteraceae. The coding region runs from base 1 to 1287 and encodes 428 amino acids. Gene Ontology annotation, molecular function: glycosyltransferase activity. The record is from RefSeq and is a predicted model, not a curated record. The transcript has 2 exons.